AUGAUCAGUGGGCUGCUGCACAAAACUGGCCCCGACGCCAAACGCCUCUGUGUCAAGGACCCCUUCAUCGAUUUCAAUUUAAAGUACCUCCUGCAUCUCUUCCCCAAUGGAAAUCGAACUGUACGUAUAGUAGGCGUUGACACUUCAAAUCCCGAAAAGUUAGUUAAGACGUGGAACAGUCAUUACAAAUACGUGACCGCUGAAUGCGAGGCAUCUGAAAGAUGCAUGAUCGUCCGCUAUGAAGAGUUAGUUUUACGACCGAGGGAAACUUUAGGUUAUGUUCUCGCAUGGCUUGAUGUCCCAUGGGACGAGGUAGUGAUGCAGCACGAUCAAAACAUGGGAGAAGUGAAGUUGUCACGAAAAGAAAAGAGUACUCAACAAGUGGUUUUCCCGAUUUACACAGAAGCACUGAACCAAUGGGCCUUACCAGGAUCAAAGAUUUCCCAAGCCCUCAUUCUCAGGUCCCAGUCGAUGGAAAUGAUGAAAUAUUUUGGAUAUGCAAACCUGUCAAUUCCACCCGUGUAUGGUAUUCCAGAACCGGAGGUGCUACGACGAAGCCAGUCGCUGCGUAUGAACGCUGAAUUUAAGAAACUUUUUGACUCAUUGCAUUGA
This is a messenger RNA of Mesocestoides corti, 612 nucleotides long. NCBI's taxonomy places the organism in Eukaryota, Metazoa, Platyhelminthes, Cestoda, Cyclophyllidea, Mesocestoididae. The record is from the annotation of a GenBank genome assembly.